AUAUUUCUCUGCUGCUGCUACUCUCUCUCUCUUUCAGCUUUCUUCUUCUUCUCUCAAGAGAGAUAGAUAGUUUUGAUUCAAAAAAAUCUCCUUCCUCUUCUUACUUCGAUAUCUUCCAAGUAUAAUCCUAAUCCCUCUUCCGCUUCAACAAUCAGAAUUUGGGUUUGGCGAAAGAUGCUAACUUUGAAAGUGGGAUUAAUCGUUUGAGUAAAAACAUGCGAAUUUUGUGUGAUGCUUGUGAGAGCGCCGCCGCUAUCGUCUUUUGCGCCGCCGACGAAGCUGCCCUCUGUUGCUCCUGUGACGAAAAAGUUCACAAGUGCAACAAGCUGGCUAGUCGGCAUCUUCGUGUAGGCUUAGCUGAUCCGAGUAAUGCGCCAAGCUGUGACAUAUGCGAAAAUGCACCCGCAUUCUUUUACUGUGAGAUAGAUGGUAGUUCCCUUUGUCUACAAUGUGACAUGGUAGUACAUGUUGGUGGCAAGAGAACACACAGGCGGUUUCUGUUGCUGAGACAGAGAAUUGAGUUCCCAGGCGAUAAGCCUAAUCACGCCGACCAACUGGGAUUACGGUGUCAAAAGGUUUCCUCUGCUCGCGGUCAAGAAUCAAAUGGAAAUGGUGAUCAUGAUCAUAAUAUGAUCGAUCUUAACUCCAAUCCUCAAAGAGUACACGAGCCUGGAUCAAAUCACCAAGAGGAGGGUAUUGAUGUAAAUAACGAGACUGAAAAGUGAUCACAGAUACACAAGAUCAAAUAACAAAGCUUGGAAGAGAUAGUGGAUAACGAUUCUUCAGAGUUAUAUAUCUCAAAUAUAUGAUUUUCUCUCCUCUCACAUUCAGAAAAAGCUUUAAUAGAAAGUAGUAAAAUCUUGAUAAUUAAAGAAGGAUGCCUUCUUGGCUCGGUUUAAGUGAUCACCAUGAGCCAUGGCUAUGAUCUUCUUCUUCUCUCUCUUUGCCUAGUUUUCUUAACUCUGAGCUCACUCUGUUUUUGGAUUUUUGUGUUAUAAAGAUGACUAGUUUGAGAGUCAUAUGUAUGACCUUGAACUGCAAUCUCUCAUUACUCAAGUCUCAAUAUGCUGUUUUGAUGUUUCUCGCUUCAUUUUUUCUUGGAUAUAAACUUAGGAUUUUCAUAUCUUGAACAUAAUGCUUGGUCUUUUGUAAUG
Molecule: messenger RNA, 1154 nt
Organism: Arabidopsis lyrata subsp. lyrata
Lineage: Eukaryota; Viridiplantae; Streptophyta; Magnoliopsida; Brassicales; Brassicaceae
Product: B-box zinc finger protein 18
Exons: 6
Coding region: 216-725 (169 amino acids)
Biological process (GO): regulation of DNA-templated transcription; photomorphogenesis
Cellular component (GO): nucleus
Molecular function (GO): zinc ion binding
Source: RefSeq, a predicted model, not a curated record